AUGGACCAGCAGACAUACGAGCACUUCACCCGCCUGCUCCGCUCUCCAGGAUUGCUUGACGGGCCCGGCAAACUCAAGUCCCUUGCAUUCAACAUUGCCCUCAAGGAAGCCCAGCACAAGAUCAAAGCCUUCCGGGCCUGGCAUGCCGCCCUGCCCUCCACCCUCACCUGCCUUGCCGAAUCUCAAAAUGGCCCUGCUUUGGGAACAGAAGACUGCCAAAGCUGGGCGUUGAUCAACUCUUCCAAAGUCUGUGACUUCUCAAAGCUGUCCAAAAAACUGCAGUCCAACGGUCUUGCUGAAAACCGGCUUUGUCCUUUCCACCAAGUGCUGCACAAAGCUUCCACAAAGUCACACGCCGCGGCCACUUAUAUCUUUCAAUGGAAAAUACCCUCUAUGCCAGCGGCCUCCUCCUCCAAGUCUCCCUUGGCCAGUCUUGUGAGCGGAUGGGGCACCAGCCUAGAUAUCAAAAAGUUAGAAUACUUGACGCUUGAUGACCGUCCGAUGGAGUCUGCCUCCAGUGAUGAUCCCUCCUCACAAAUAAUACUUGAUGGCCAAAAACAACAGGAGACACAGCUUGAUUUUUCUGAGCAGGGAAAGCUCAAGCCGUUGAAGACAGCCGAGAUUUUCAAUAUCAGCUGCGGCGCCAAGGCUACUCAACACAUCCUUUCCUCGCCUUCACCUCUAUUGGCUUUACGGUGCCUCACCAAGGACUUUGCGUUCAGACUGAGUGCACACAAUUUUGCAAAUGAAUAG
Molecule: messenger RNA, 753 nt
Organism: Puccinia triticina
Lineage: Eukaryota; Fungi; Basidiomycota; Pucciniomycetes; Pucciniales; Pucciniaceae
Exons: 2
Coding region: 1-753 (250 amino acids)
Cellular component (GO): endoplasmic reticulum
Molecular function (GO): UDP-glucose:glycoprotein glucosyltransferase activity
Source: RefSeq, a predicted model, not a curated record